AAUUCCAAUCAUUAAGCAUAAUAUUUUUCUGGAACAUGCGAGAUCGACCCAUGAUUUCAUAUAAAUACCUGGUGCGUCCGUUUAGAUUUGAGACAACAACAAACACGAAAAGCAUCACUUGCCAACAUAUCACACAACAUUCUAAAGAGUUCCAAACUUAAGCUAAGUAAGGAAGAGAAGAUGUCACUGAUCCCAAGUGUCUUCGGUGGUCGAAGGAGCAACGUAUUCGACCCUUUCUCCUCUCUUGAGGUAUGGGACCCUUUCAAGGAUUUUACUUUCCCCUCUUCGCUUUCUGCCGAAAAUUCUGCGUUUGUGAACACUCGAGUGGAUUGGAAAGAAACCCCAGAAGCACACGUGUUCAAGGCUGAUAUUCCAGGGCUGAAGAAAGAGCAAGUGAAGGUAGAGAUUGAAGAUGGCAACAUUCUUCAGAUAAGUGGAGAGAGAAACAUUGAGAAAGAAGAUAACAACGAAAAGUGGCAUCGCGUAGAGCGUAGCACUGGUAAGUUCUUUAGGAAGUUCAGGCUGCCAGAAAAUGCUAAAGUGGAUCAAGUUAAGGCUUCUAUGGAAAAUGGGGUUCUCACUGUCACUGUUCCUAAGGAAGAGGUCAAGAAACCUGAUGUUAAGGCCGUGCAAAUAUCUGGUUAAAAAUCAACGUGUAUUAAAUCUGGUUUUUUACUUUGUCGAAGUAAGUAUCUGGCAUAUGGUGUGGCAAUGAAUUUACUGGAAGAUGAAUAGUAACUAUUGAAAUAAGUGUUAGUUGUUCUGGCUGUGAUAUCAUUUAAUGGAAGAUGUACAAUGUGAUGAAUAGUAACUAUUGAAAUAAGUGUUAGUUGUUCUGGCUGUGAUAUCAUGUGUCAAAGUGUCUUAAAUGUGAUGCAGACACACAAAAGAAUAAUGGAAUGUGAAAACUGUGAUUGGAUUAUUGCA
Messenger RNA from Cajanus cajan (pigeon pea), 927 nucleotides. The record is from RefSeq and is a predicted model, not a curated record. NCBI's taxonomy places the organism in Eukaryota, Viridiplantae, Streptophyta, Magnoliopsida, Fabales, Fabaceae.